Lutra lutra (Eurasian river otter) is the source of this 6766-nucleotide messenger RNA. It is a transcript of the gene DLEC1, whose product is annotated as DLEC1 cilia and flagella associated protein. Gene Ontology annotation, biological process: negative regulation of cell population proliferation. The transcript is spliced from 35 exons. NCBI's taxonomy places the organism in Eukaryota, Metazoa, Chordata, Mammalia, Carnivora, Mustelidae. The coding region runs from base 1973 to 6721 and encodes 1582 amino acids. The record is from RefSeq and is a predicted model, not a curated record.
UUCAAGGUACAGCAUAUCUGUGGCCCAGAGAGAGGGAGAAGUGGAGGAUGUCGUGGCUUCGAAAGGCGUUGUGCUUAUGGGGUCUUACUAGGGACCAGAUGCUAUGUAAGAUGUUUCGUAUAGGUUAUCCCAUGGAACCCUUCCAACAACCCUGUGAGGUAGGUUUCUUCUCCAUUUUAUAGCCGCAGGAACUAUGAGAGAAUGGAUCAAAUGACUUCCCUAAACUCACACAACUCAGAAGGGCUGGGAGCCGAAAUUGGACCUGAGUGAGUCUGCUGUCAGAGCUGGCCUUUCUUCUGGAGGAGGAAGGCUGGUGGAGCAGACCAGGCGGGGUGUCACAAGGGUGUUGAAGACUUCCCUCAGGGUGUGGCUCUGGGCGUGAGGCUGUGAACUCGGUCAGGCCUGCCCCUCUGAGGCUCAGCCCAGCAGACAUUGAGCGAUCCAUGUGUGUUCCGUAUCUUCUGUUCCCCCGCCUUCAGAGCAGAGUCAUACAGCUUCUCUCUUGUGGAUUUGGCAGAGAUUGUUGGUAGCAGAUUCUUGGGGGUAUUAUUGGUUGCCUGCCUACGGUCCUCUGAGUCCUGGGAGUCCAGCGCUGUUCCUAGGAUUAUACUGGCUAGAGAUCAAGGGGGAUGAAAUAAUUGUUUGGUUGUUCUUAAAUGAAAAUGAGCUAAAACACUGAGAACUGAGAAACCCCAGUCAGGGGAGUUUUUCAAUGACCUUCAUUUUGUUUUGUUGUUUUUUUUUUUUUGCCCAAGAUAGUAUUGUUAUAAUCAGACAUUAUCUGCCCUGGUUUCUCAGCCUUCUGCUGGUAAUGUUUCUCUCUUUUAUUUCAAAAGUAGCAGAAUUAGAGAUCUUGAUCCAGUUCCUUGGACAUCCCGCUGGUUCCUGCUUUUGGUUCGGGGAGGAGGGUGAGGUGAUCCCAGGAUCUCCUUUAUACCUCAGAUGAUUGAUGGUGAUGACAUUCCCCUGAAACUUUUCUUAUUUGAGGUACAGAGGCAGCCUUUAUCUGUUUGUUAAUACAAAUGUCACAAAGUCGAAAACAUAUGUAAAUUCUUUAGACAGAGGGGGAAGAUCAGAACAUCUUGUGCUUUCAUUCCGUUCCGUUGUUGAUAAAUUGUCCACAUUAUCUCUUGGGGAGUGGAACAGAGCCACGCGCGGGAGCAUAGGGUUGCUGCAGGAAGCCCACUCUUCCCGGAUGGAGGAGCCUGCUCACAGGGCCAGUGAGGGGUGUUCCAAGGCUCACAUAGUCCAGGCCGGACAUGGAGAGAGACCUUCCAAAGAGCUGACAUACAGACUGUCCCCUGCUUCUGCAGACAUAACAUCGAACCCUCCACAGCCUGGGGGAAGACUGCAGAGAGAAUGGCAUCAGAAGACAGAGACCACAUCUUCCCACACGGCAAGAAGUUUUAUCUUUUGAUAUUUCAAAUGGGCCAUCACCAAAGUCCUUGGGAACUGGGCUGGAACAGAACUUGACAUUCCUGCCACCCCCUGCCGUGGUCUCUGUAUUGCAAAGGGAGUCCGGGCAUUUCUCAGAAUUCAGCUUUUCCCGAUGGUUCUAUGUUAGGUCACUCAUGAAAGGCUCUUGGUGAGUUUUGGAAGGAGAGGUCACUAUUCUCCAGUAGUAGUAACAGGCAGAUGACUGAGCAGCUUCCCGAAAGCUUCUUGCGAAGCCCCUCCCUCAGUGCUGCUGGCCAAAGUCAGCACUGAGGGAGUUUCCCUGACCUUCGAGCUCCCAUUCCAUAGACCCCUGCAUCCAACCUCUUUAUAUAUGACAUGCAGAGAGUGAUUUCUGUUUUCCUCGCUGAACCCUGACUACAACAGGAACUAAGCCAAACCUUGAAAUUCCUCAAUAAAUAUCAUGGGAAAAACAUGUAUUCUUCACUUGUCUCACCCUGGGUUACUGGAAACCUCCAAAAGGCAAGGCCAUGUUGGUUAAUGGAGCAAACAACAAAGUCUGGAAACUUCAAAGACUAUGUUCAGAUGGUGUGUGGACAGCGAGUUGCUACAGAAACACCAUUUGAUCAGCCCGGAUGAUUACUACAGUGACAUAGUGCCAUUUUGCUCUGCACCCAAAGGCAUCUCCAUGCCUGGAUGUUCAAAACUCACAUUCAGUUGUGAGAAGCGCUCUGUCCCCAAGAAGAACCUGAUUAAGAAGCUUGAGGCUUCCUGCAAGAUGCUGACUAAGUCUGAAGACGAGUUAGACUACACCGUGGACAGCCUGACGGGGGACUUGUGUUCAAAGGCCAAGCGCAAGGCCGUCAAGAAGGCAGGUCCACCCAAGAAUAAAAAGUGGAUGAGCCACUUACGCGUGCCCCAGAGAGAACUGGAGCGACUUCUGCUUGCCAGAAUGGAGAGUCGGAACCACUUCCUAAAAAACCCUCGGUUUUUCCCUCCUAACACUCCCUAUGGAGGCAAGUCUCUUCUCUUUCCUUCGAAGAAGCCAGUCCUGGCGGGAGAUCUGGAGCAGAGUUGUGCUGACACUCCAGUGUUUCUAGCUAAGCCAUCAGUUGGAUUUUUCACAGAUUAUGAAAUUGGGCCAGUUUAUGAGAUGGUGAUCUCCCUGCAGAACACCACUGCGACCAGUCGCUACCUGAGAGUCCUCCCGCCUUCUACACCGUACUUCGCUCUGGGACUGGGGAUGUUCCCAGGAAAAGGCGGAAUGGUGGCUCCUGGAAUGACCUGUCAGUUCAUCGUCCAGUUUUUUCCCGACUGUCUUGGGGAUUUUGAUGACUUCAUCUUAGUCGAGACCCAGUCAGCCCACACCCUCUUGAUACCCUUGCAGGCCCGGCGGGCCCCCCCAAUGCUGACGUUGUCACCAGUGCUGGACUGUGGUUACUGCCUCAUCGGGGGAAUGAAGAUAACCAGAUUCAUCUGCAAAAACGUGGGCUUCAGCGUUGGCAAGUUCUGCGUGAUGCCUAAGAAGAGCUGGCCGCCACCAAGUUUCCGGGCUGUUGCAACCAUUGGCUUCGUUGAGCAACCUCCAUUCGGAAUCCUGCCUUCGGUGUUUGAGCUGGCUCCGGGACAGGCCAUAUGUAUAGAGGUCUUAUUCCUCCCAAUGAACCUAGAAAAGGCAGAGCAGACCUUCAUCAUUGUGUGUGACAACUGCCAGAUAAAGGAGCUGGUGACUGUAGGAAUCGGGCAGCUGGUUGCUUUGGAUCUGAUCUAUAUUUCUGGUGAAGAAAGUCACCCGGAGCCUGGAGAGCUCACAGACUUAACAGCCCAGCACUUCAUACGCUUUGAGCCUGAGAACCUUCAGUCCACAGCUAAAAAGCAGCUGAUUAUUAGAAAUGCUACGCACGUGGAGCUGGCCUUCCACUGGCAGAUCAUGAAGCCCAACCUGCAGCCCCGGAUGCCUGGGGAAAGCUACAGCCUGGAAAGCCUCAAGUACCACCCGGACAGGGAGACGGCCUUCUCUGUCCUGCCCGACAGGGGCCUUCUCAGCCCCCACGCGGACUACGAGUUCAUCCUGAGCUUUUCUCCUCAUGAGCCCAGGGAUUUUCACAGUGUGCUCCAGAUGGUGCUAGAGGAAGUCCCAGAGCCCGUGAACUUGGAUCUGGAAAACCGGAAGGAUUCCUCCUGCUCUAUGGAUGAUGUGAUUGUCCUGGAAAUCGAGGUGAAAGGCUCAGUGGAACCUUUCCAGGUUCUCUUAGAACCAUAUGCCCUCAUCAUCCCCGGGGAGAACUACAUUGGCACAAAUGUGAAGAAGAAUUUUAAGAUGUGGAACAACAGCAAGUCCCCCAUCAGAUACCUGUGGGGAAAGAUCAGUGACUGCCACAUCAUUGAAGUAGAGCCCUGCAUGGGGACCAUAGAGCCCAGCGAGGUGGAGGAUUUUGAGUUGAGCUUUACCGGAGGUGUCCCUGGGCCAACAAGCCAGGACCUGCUGUGUGAAAUCCAAAACUCACCCUUGCCAGUGGUGUUACACAUUGAGGCAGCCUUUAAGGGGCCUGCCCUUGUCAUCAGCGUCUCAGCCCUUCAGUUUGGUUUGCUGCGCCUGGGGCAGAAAGCCACGGACUCCAUCCAGAUCCAGAAUGUCAGCCAGCUCCUGGCCACGUGGUGCAUGAAGGAGAGCCUGGUCUGCCUCCAAGAGAGGGGCGAAGAUGUGUCUCCCUUCGACAUUGAGCCCUCAAGUGGCCAGAUUCACCCUCUGGGGGAGUGCAGAGUGACCAUCACCUUGGAGGCCAAGCAGUGUCAGCGGCUGCAGACCGUCCUGGAGCUGGAGGUGGUGAACGGGGCCUGGAGUUAUCUUCCUGUGUAUGCUGAAGUACAGGAGCCCCACGUGUACCUGCAAAGCAGCCACAUGGAAGUCACGAACCUCUACCUGGGCGUGCCUACCAAGACAACCAUCACAAUCAUCAAUGGCACACUCCUGCCUACCCGGUUCCACUGGGGCAAGCUGCUAGGGCGCCAAGCAAGCGUCUGCACGGCAAAGAUCUCCCCUAGACGGGGCACGCUGGGUCCCAGUGAGGAGCGCCAGCUCAACCUGGAGUUGACUGCACAUACCCAGGAAGAGCUGACUGAUCUGGCCUUCCCUUGUACCGUGUCAGGCAUGAAGGAGCCACUGGUUCUGGGCAUUUCUGGGAAGCCCCAGGGACUGCAAGUGGCUAUUGCCAUCUCUAUGGAGGACUCUGACAGCAGUGUGCCCAGCACAGAGCUGUGUCCAGACCGCCUGGAGGAGCUCCACCUUGACUUCGGCUCGACGGUGCCUCUGAGGACCCGCGUGAGCUGCCGGCUCAUCCUGACCAACCACUCCCCGAUCCAGACACCUUUCACCCUCCAGUUUGAGUACUUCGGGAGUCCCCAGAACAGCCUGACCCAGAAGGCCAGCCUUCCCGACAUGCCCCCUGCCCUGCUGAAGACGUCUCGGAUUCGAGAACAGUUGGCCAAGCGAGAGCAGCUGAAUUUUAUGGAAAACAUGUUGUCUCAUGGGAAAGGAGCUGCCUUCUUUCCCCACAUUUCUCAGGGCAUGCUGGGGGCACACCAGCAGCUAAGCAUCGACAUCACAGGCUAUGCGAACAUGUGGGGCGAGUACUGGGACAACCUCAUCUGCACGGUGGGGGACUUGCCACCAGCAGUCAUCCCAGUGCACAUGGCAGUGGUGGGCUGCCCCAUCAGCUCUCAAAGGACCACCUACUAUACCACUGACCAGCUACAGAAGGAACCAGUCAUCAGGUUCGGCACCCAGGUCUCUGGAGGGGACACAGUCACCCGGAUCCUUCGCUUGAAUAACUCCAGCCCCUGUGACAUCCGCCUAGACUGGGAGACCUACAUGCCGGAAGGCAGGGAAGACCGGCUGGUGGAGCUGCUGGUGUUUUAUGGGCCACCUUUCCCACUGCGGGACCAAGCUGGGAAUGACCUCUUGUGCCCAGAGACCCCUGAGAGCAGCAGCCCCUUCUUGUCCCCAAGCCCCUCCAACACUUCGGACUCCAGCCACGAAGCCGCCCAGACUGCCGAGGACAGCUCCUGUGUCAGCAACAGGGUCUCACAGAAGCUCAUCUCAGUCAUUCUGCGGGAGCAUGAUGGGGUGCCCGCUGACCACCUGUACUGCAUCAGCCCCAAGCAGGUGGUGGUCCCUGCAGCGGGCAGCAGCACCAUCUGCAUCUCCUUCACACCAAUGGUCCUGGGCCCUGAUGUCCUGCACAAGGUGGAAUGUGUUGGCUAUGCCCUGGGCUUCAUGAGCUUGGACAAUGAGGUGGAAAGAGAGCUUCCAGGGAGGAGGCGUCGCCUGCAGGACUUUGCAGCAGGACCACUGAGGCUGGACCUGUGUAGCUACGUGAGGCCCGCACAGCUAAGCAUGGAGCUGGACUACGGGGGCGGUGUGGAGUUCUGGCACCAGGCCAGCGACCUCAUCCCGGAGCAGCCUUGUACUGGGGUGCUGAGUGAACUGGUGACCACCCACCAUGUGAAGCUGAGUAACACCACUGAAAUCCCGCAGUACUUCCAGCUCCUGGUCUCCAGGCCCUUCUCCGUUUCUCAGGAAGGGGCCAGCCGCAGCCGCAGCGCUCCUGGCUGGUCGAGGGGCGGCGAGGAAGAGCAAGCCGCAGCCAGCAAGCAGCUGGUGCUCUACCCGAAGGAGAACAUGCUGGUGAACGUGUCCUUCUCGCUGUCCCUGGAGCUGCUCUCCUAUCAGAAGCUGCCGGCUGACCAGAUGCUGCCUGGGGUGGACAUUCAGCAGCGUGCCAGCGGGGAGAAGGAGAUGGUGUUCACUCAGAACCUGCUCCUGGAGCAUGCCAACCAGACCACUCAGGUGGUGCCCCUGAGGGCCAGGGUGGCCGUGCCCGAGCUGCAGCUUUCCACCAGCUGGGUGGACUUCGGGACCUGCUUUGUGAACCAGGGACGGGUCCAGGAGGUCUACCUCAUGAAUCUGAGUGGCUGUCGGAGCUACUGGGCUGUGCUGAUGGGCCAGCAGGAGCCAGACAAGGAUGCUGCGGCAUUCAAGGUAUCUCCAAAUAGCGGGCUGCUGGAGGCACGACUGGUCAACGGGCCCCCAAAUACCGUCACCCUCCAAGUUUUCUUCACUGCCAGGUACCAGCCUCUCCCAGCCUUCCCACAGGCCCGGGCCCCCUUCCUAACCUCAGCGAGUGACCCUCACCUGCACAGGAGCAGCAUGCUGUAUGAAUCCACACUGGUGGUGGAAGGCAUGCUCGGUGAGAAGGCCUGCACCCUGCGGCUCCGCGGCCAAGGCUCUUACGACGAGAAAUACAUGUCACCCCACCAGCUCUGAGGUUCUAUCCUCACCCCCCCAGCUUCGGAAAUAAAACAUGACCUC